Molecule: messenger RNA, 925 nt
Organism: Spirodela intermedia
Lineage: Eukaryota; Viridiplantae; Streptophyta; Magnoliopsida; Alismatales; Araceae
Source: the annotation of a GenBank genome assembly
AUGGAGGGUUGGGAUCCCAACACGAAGUCGGCGCUGACGCAGAUACCGUUGUUGGCGACGCGAGCGGGGCCGCGGGAUGGUGCGGCUUGGACGCAGCGGCUGAAAGAGGAGUACCGGGCGCUGAUCGCCUACACGGGGAUGAACAAGGCCAACGACAACGACUGGUUCCGGAUCUCGGCUGCCAACAUCGAGGGCACGCGCUGGACGGGGCGUUGUUGGUAUGUUCACAACCUCCGUCGCUACGAGUUCGAUGUCCAAUUCGACAUACCCGUCACGUACCCGGCCACUGCUCCGGAGAUCGAGCUGCCUCAGCUCGACGGCAAGACCCACAAGGCAAGUUGUCGACGACCGGGGAACUUACCUAGAUCCCUACUCCGUUAAUUUCAAAUAACUAUUUUUGAAAACAAUGGAAAGAUACAAAUCCUUCAGAUUUUUAUUCAGAUCUAACUCCAGGUCCCUGUCCUCUUUCCCAGAUGUAUCGCGGAGGGAAGAUCUGCCUGACAGUGCAUUUUAAGCCGUUAUGGGCUAAGAACUGGUGAGAAAAAUCUGUCCUUUGAUCUCUCAUUCUUGUGUUGUUACUUUCCUCGUCACUUUUUCUGGUUUGAUUUUUGACGGCGAAACCUACCCAACUGGAAUUGUCUAUUAAUGAUUUCAUUACUGUAGUAACUGGGAAAAUGCUCAAUGGGAUUAGAGUCACAGUACCUUUUUUUUUAUUUUUUGUGUUGUCUUUACCAAGAAAUCAGCAAGUUGUCUGACAUUCUCCUUUCCCCUUCCGUCGUCCUCUUUUUAUUGCAGUCCAAGAUUCGGGAUUGCUCAUGCACUCUGCUUGGGCCUAGCACCAUGGCUUGCAGCGGAGAUCCCUAUUCUCGUGGACUCGGGAGUAGUUAAGCACAAAGAUGACGAGGGUUCAUCAGUUGAAUCCUAG